Megalops cyprinoides (Indo-Pacific tarpon) is the source of this 786-nucleotide messenger RNA. RefSeq names its product GTP cyclohydrolase 1-like. Gene Ontology annotation, molecular function: GTP binding; zinc ion binding; GTP cyclohydrolase I activity. The record is from RefSeq and is a predicted model, not a curated record. Gene Ontology annotation, cellular component: cytoplasm. NCBI's taxonomy places the organism in Eukaryota, Metazoa, Chordata, Actinopteri, Elopiformes, Megalopidae. Gene Ontology annotation, biological process: tetrahydrobiopterin biosynthetic process; tetrahydrofolate biosynthetic process. The transcript has 6 exons. The coding region runs from base 7 to 702 and encodes 231 amino acids.
ACGAAAAUGAACGGGCCGUGUAACGGUAAGAUUGUCUCCGAGUUUCACUGCCGGAACGCGUUCAGUGAGUUCUCGAUCGACGCGAAGAAGACUCCGUUUCAGUGCGACCAUGAGAAGUCCCACAAGGAGUCCGAGGACGAGUCGAGGCUGCCCGUCCUAGAGGCCGCCUACACCAGCGUUCUUCAGGCGCUCGGAGAGGACGCUGACCGCCAGGGUCUUCUUCGGACACCGCUCCGUGCGGCCAAAGCCAUGCAGUUCCUGACCAAAGGCUACCACGAGAGCAUCUACGACAUCCUCAACGAUGCCAUUUUUGAUGAAGACCAUGAAGAGAUGGUGAUUGUAAAAAACAUUGAUAUGUUCUCUCUGUGCGAGCAUCACCUUGUGCCCUUCUUUGGCAAGGUUCACAUUGGGUAUCUGCCAAAUAAAAAGGUGGUUGGUCUGAGCAAACUGGCAAGAAUUGUUGAGAUCUACAGCCGACGACUCCAAGUCCAGGAACGGCUGACCAAGCAGAUCGCGAUGGCCAUCUCGGAUGCCCUGCAGCCUGCCGGGGUGGCGGUGGUCAUAGAGGCAGCGCACAUGUGCAUGGUCAUGCGAGGCGUGCAGAAGAUGAACAGCCGAACGGUCACCAGCACCAUGCUGGGCGUGUUCCGGGAGGACCCCAAAGCCCGCGAGGAGUUCCUGGCCCUGACCAAGAACUGCUAAAGAAUGACCUGCGACUGCUGUCAUGUCACGCAAACACCAAGAGCGCCCUCUGCUGGCCAUCCAGACAACACGCUUAAAUGUACA